GUUCUCCGAUGUGGUUGUGUGUGACGUCGUGAAAGAUGAGAUCCUACCAUGUGCUUCAUUCUCUUUUGUUGAUAGCAACGUUAGAAAAUGUACUAUCUACGACAGAUGUGCUGGUGGCAUACCGCCACAACGUCUACGUCAUCAGCGGUGCCGACUCUCGUGAUUUUGGAACCCCUCGCCCUCUGGUGUCACCGGCACUUCACUUCCCACAAGGCCUCGCCUUCAGACCUCCAUCAGGACAACAGGACCCUGGUGUCGUCUUCGUUACCGACGUGCAGAGCGGCAAGGCCUCCGUCUUCGCGCUCAAGCUCGACGAAGACUCGAAUGUUGGGCGCGUCGAUACGAUCAUCAGGCAGUCUUCAGAGGAGCUGAGCCUGGUGUCGUACAGUGAGCGCAACAAGUCACUGUACGUGACCCAGGGUCUGCCUACACCGCGGGUGUCCGUGUCGCGUCUCUCCCACGACAUCAGCAAGCACUGGUCCUCGAAACCCGCGCCGCUGGCAGCCAACCUUGCUGGUCACGUCACAAGUCUUGCUAUCGAUGACUGCAACGGGCUGCUGUACUGGAGUGAGCGCAGCAACAGCAGUUCUGUAUCGGUGAUGUCGGUAGUUGGACUCGGUGGUGUCCACACUUUGAACCUCAGUGAUGGAAGUUCAGCUGAGACAUCCUUUGGUUUUUAUCAGGGAAUUCAUUAUGACGAUCACAGCCAAAGUUUGAUCAUAGCUGCCACCGAUACGGACAACUCGACGAAUUCAUCAUGCCGUUUCAUCUCGUACAAAAGUAAUGCGGACGUUGGAGGUGACGUAUCCGUGAUAGCUGAGCACCUCCCUAACUGCUACCCAUACUCACUGGCCGCGGAUGAACGCUACUUGUACUUCAGUGACUGGGCGAGAAAGGCUGUCAUGAGACUGAGUAGAAAUGAUCCUACUGAUCUUGUGGAGAUCUUCGAGACGCCGCCCGAAACGCUGCUGAGACGACGACGCCACGGGGCGUACGGAGUGCUUGUCAUUGAUGACAGGGAGAGACCUGCCUGUCGAACCGAGGUGAUUCUUGCUAAUGACACGACUGCUCCUGAAACUGUUGCGACUGCAGGUGGUGAAGAAACUAGCAACCUUCUGACAAAAACCAAACAUGAAAACACUCAUAGCAGUGAGGCUGAAAAGGACGUCGAGUUGACUACUGAAAUUCUCCAUCUUGCGCGAAACAACACGUUUGCUGGCAGUACCACACCUACCAAUGACCCCGAUGCUAUUAAAGAUCUUCCAAAGCUUCUUGACGUUCGGUCAGUAUCAAAGUCAGCGUCGCCGACUGAGAUCAAAGAUAAGGAUGAAACAACUUCUGAAGGUUCCGCAUACCAAAGAGACUCGUCAUCCUUAGCUCCCACCUCCCCUUCUGUUGCUCUCUCUACAAGUCCUCCUACUGUUCAUGAUAAUCGCGUUGUACUGCCAAUCUCUGAUGAUGAUCUUCAAAAAACCGCCUACAGGUCCGCUCCUCGGAAUGCCUCAGGCCAUCUUCACGCUCAUGGAGAGUCUCCGCAAGUUUUACCUGAACCAAUUAGUGUGAUGUUGCCGCAGUUCUCACGCCAAGACCUAGAAGUGACGGUGUUUGUUCUGAUGGCGGUGUGUCUGUUACUGCUCCUGACCUCUACAGUGCUGCUCAUACGUCAGUUAUACUCAUGCCGAGCCUCGACCAGCUAUGACGGCAGUGGGACAACUGACGGACGAAGUUCGUACGAUGGCCUCAAGCCGUCAGAUUGUAGUAUUGUAAUUUCAGAAAAGGACAACACUGAAAGCAGACCAUGUACUGAACGAUCUUUGGGAAACGCUGACGUCAUCAUCGACUUGUCUCACGACGACAUUAAGGUCAACUCAAACCUGCCAGCCUCUUCAAGCCACCGCAGAAAAAAGAAGAUAUUUGGGCCUAAGAAUGGAGGUAUCAAACAUCUAAUAUCGAAGUCCUUCACUAAAGACGGCCGGAUAAAGAGCAGCUGCCCAGGCCUACAGUCCAGUGAUGGCGUCACUCUCAAUAUUGAGGAUUGUUGUCAGAUGACGCUCUGUGAGACACCGUGCUACACGAGCGUACGCAAGGAGGGCAAAGACUACCGCAGUCCCAGCGCUGCAGCCGACGACGACAUGACUCAACUUCUUGACGACCACGAACAGCACACGCCCUGCUGAUCAUCAUGAUCUUAUUCAUAUACGAAUAAUGUCAUGAACGUCGAAUAUGUCAACAUUCAUGAGCGAGCCAUAAUACAAGGAUGAACCCAUGCCCUAAUGAGCCGCGCAUAAUCAACGUGAUCUCAGACGAUUAAGAAUUUUUAACUCAGCCUCUCAUGUCCUAACAAACCAAAUACGAUGCAAGGAACAACAAACAGCCAGCAGAACGCUACACAUUAAUGUGAUUCCAUUCAACAAUGAAGUAUCUCCUUAGCAUCUAAUGUCCGAAAUAUAAAACAAUGAUCGUGUUAAAACUUCGACGCUGCCACUCGUCCACUUGCCGUGCAUCGGUGAUGUUUUCCUAUUGCCUAAGUAGUUCAAGAGAGGCUUCUUGAUUAAAGUUCCUAUGUUAUUUCUAAUCUCCAACGUACUUUGCUGAGAUAUAUCCAGCGAAAAUGUGGUAAAUGGUUGAAAGAACUUACUAGCCUACGACUCGCUGAAAUCAAUUACUCUCCAACUAAACUCUUUGUUAAAUCAUUAUAUUACUAAGAAGAGUUUAAAUGUCGAGGUUGUUAAAUUUCAAGCCAAAAAAGCUAUAAGCAUUAUGAAAAAAAUUAUUACCAAUUUUGAAUAAAAUUCUGAAUCUCCUUAAUGAAAAUUACGAACAAAAGGAGUGUAAGUACUGAUGCUUGGAAACGUGAUGACUUAUUCCCGAAAAUAAAACAAUUUAGGCGAUAGUAAUGGCAAUGGAGGUCAAUGUGACCAUCUCGGAUCUUAGCAAAUGCCUUUGUGCCAAAACUAACAUCCUCUGACUUAAUGCUAAUUAUUUAGCUUUGCCUUCGGAGUUAUUAUUCACUGCCAUGUUGCACCACCCAUCUCGCUCUUAAUAGUAUCAAGAAAAUCGAAUAUUUGAGCAUGCUAUAAAUCUGUACUUCUUUGUCGUGUCCUUUUUGUGCAAUUUGGUACUUGAGUCAAUUAGUUUAUUAUUUUAUUGGAUUUUAGUAUUAAGUUUCAUUGGCGAUGAAUGUUUUUUUUCUUUGGGGUGCGAUUGAGUAAGUUAGAUAUACGAAGUGAACGCCAUGCAGGGUAGAAUCUAUAAAUGAUUGCUUUGCAUGUAGCUAAUUACCUCCUCAUAUUCACUGCCAUUAGUGAAGACUAGAGCUUUGUAGCAAACAUAGCCUUCGCUGCAGCCAAUAUGUUUAGUCGAGUUAUUGCAACGAGCGCUGAGACAAUGUGGCAGCUACGUAGUAUUAAUAAUGUACAAACUUCUUUUUGUGUUUGGAAGGUUUGUUUACUAUUAAGAAAACAUUGAUCAAAUCAGAUUUCUAACAAUUUUAUCGAGGUUUCCGGUUUAUUGCUUUCUUGCAGUAGGGAACACACGGUAGCUACAGUGCUUAACUGAAUCAAAUGUUCUUUCUUGCACCGUAACUCCAGCGACAGAUGAGGAGAGGUCUCGUUCGCACGUAAACUAAAUAGGGCAGAAAUAUGUUCUGUUAAUUUACAUGAUAAUAUUCAGUCAUAUACUUGUUGAGUACGGAUAUACUAUGUAUCCUUCCGUUAUUGAUCUGUUCCUACUGGAUGUUCAGAAAUGUCGAGCGGUUAAGAAUGUUGACUUCUUAAAAACAAUCGUGUAUGUUCAAAGGAUGCGGGUACGGGAUUAACCCUUGACCAAUUUUUAAUCGCACUACAAUUGCCUUCUCCAGUGUACGGUCUUCUUAAAAUAUUCGAUAUACUUAUACUGUCCGAGAAUCUCGCUCUGUAAUUUUAAGUUUUAUUUUUUUUCUGUCUCGGUAUCGUUGUGUUCACCGUUUUAAAAAUUUACAUUCAAUGAAGAAUUAUUUAUUUUACUUCAAAUUUACGCAUCAAAAGCGUCCGGCAACUGCAAUUUUGAGUCAGCUUCCUCUAAAGUUACUUGAAUCAAUUGUAGCAAAAUUUUAUUUGUUCCCUAAUGAUCCGAAAAAUCGUUUACAGUGUUGAAAAAAUAGAAGCAUUAAUAUGGAAGAAAGUAUUAUUCGUCAAAAUAACCGAGAGAAAUUUAGUCUGGUUUUCUUGAAUUUUUCAGCAUUUCAGAUUAAAUAGUUAGCACAGGAAAACCUCUUCAAUUUGUUAAUAUUUUCGGCAGCCUAUAAGGCAGAGCAUGAGUUUUUUCUCUACCGAGCGUACUCCAUUGUGAACGCUGUGGUAUGCAAUAUGAUCCUACCUAUUGCAGCGUUCAGUGAACCAUCUUAAAAUAAUACCAUAUCAUUUGAUUGGCAUGCAAUUCUGCUCUUCCAGUUGUUAGAGGCAAGAUAUUUCCAUAUAAAAAUGGUGGUAUAUGUAGGAAAUGAAUGAAUUAGAAAUUAAUUGGCCUAGUCAUGCAUGCCUGACCAGCUUGCUUACUAAAUUGUUGUUGGUUCGUAAUGCCUUACCUACUGUUAAUCUUAUACACGUUCGAUGUGCAAGGUUAGUGAUAUUAGUCUAAGCCGAAGACUCACAAUGAAAUCAGUGUGCAUACUGAUGGGAUAUAAUAAUAUUAUAGAUGGAACUGUUUACAUUAAACGUUGUUCAAGCUUUCAGGUUAUCGGCUGAUGUUUUAAAUUAGUCGUAGAACUAAGUUACUGUUUUGCUUUGUUUGACUUAAUUGCCCGACGUGAUACAGUGCAGUCGCAAGCUUGUGAUUUUAGGUUGAAAAUGCUCUCGUCUUAAACAUUGAUUUUGAGCUAAUAACUCUCUGCAUUCACAGCCGAGGUAUUAUAAACUAAUAUCUACACUUCGUACAAAGAAGAUUGUAUGAACAAACUUAUUAAUGCUCACAAAUCUUCGGUUAUUGUUUUAAACUCGUAGUUAAGAGAUGUACAAGGUUUGCGGAAUAAAAUGAUUGUUUAA
Molecule: messenger RNA, 5021 nt
Organism: Hyalella azteca
Lineage: Eukaryota; Metazoa; Arthropoda; Malacostraca; Amphipoda; Hyalellidae
Exons: 7
Coding region: 36-2177 (713 amino acids)
Source: RefSeq, a predicted model, not a curated record